Molecule: messenger RNA, 2144 nt
Organism: Scomber japonicus (chub mackerel)
Lineage: Eukaryota; Metazoa; Chordata; Actinopteri; Scombriformes; Scombridae
Product: LIM domain only protein 7-like
Exons: 1
Coding region: 27-869 (280 amino acids)
Biological process (GO): regulation of signaling; regulation of cell adhesion
Source: RefSeq, a predicted model, not a curated record
CUUUCUCUUUGAUCUAGUUCACAUGCAUGCACUCAUCACCUUUCUGUCCUUUUCUCUCCUUUUGCCGGCUCUGCAGUCCUAUUAUCCAACCACUCACUUCCCCACAACUCCCCAAGAUACAGCCCCCCCUGUUAGUGACACCUCCUCUGGUGUUUGCCCCAGUGGACCCCGCCUCCGGUCCCAAACUUGUCAAAGGUGAGAGGUGGGCCCUCCGUGGGCGCCAAGACCCCCGGGAGCCCCCAGAUACCUUUGAUUAUGACAGCAUUACUCCCGACCUGGAGAAUGAUGACAUGUUUACCAGGCGCACCCUGGCCUUCCAGUCCAACAUGGACCUGGCUAUGAUGAAGACUCACCUGUCUCCUAAACGUCGUCUCUACACGUCUGAGCCACAACUCAAUAUCAUCACCCAACGACAUGGCCACGACAGCACUGAGGAGAGCGAGUACCCAGAUAUCGAGCAGGACGAUGUGGUCUAUCGUAAGGAGAAAAGUCAGCAGGCUCAGCAACAGCGGCCCCUCUCAGGUGCCCCUGACAACUACCAUCCUAUGCCCAUCCCAGAGCCCUGGGCUCUACCUCCUGACCUCAAAGCCAGACUCCUGUGCCCUCCAUGUCCUCUGACACAGGAAGCAGCAGAUAAUAAACAGAAUGAGGUUGAAAAGGAGAUGCGUCCAAAAACGGAUGACAUGCUGGUCCGGAAGCUUGGAGUUUGUUCUGAUCAUAACCAGGGAUCAGCCAAUCAGAUGACUCCAUCAGUGCCAUCUUCAUGUAGCGAAGGUGACCUGCAGAGGUGGCAGGCUAUCAGGGAAGCCAGUCAGCUAAGAUAUAAGAAAAGGCUCAUGGUGGAGAGGCUAGCUGCUCUGAAGUUGUAGAAACAGAUUGCUGUGACAGUGUCUGUUAGCUUCUCCUCAUGCUGUACACUUUUUUUGUCUCUAAUUUUUCUGUGCCAUUUUAAUCUUGAAAUAUUCUGUGCUUGAUGCUGAAGCUGUGUAGACUGCAUGUUUACCCAGCUUGAGAAGAUUUCCCCUGAUGGCCACAACAGUCACAGAUAGAAGUUUUAUUUUACUAAGCCUUCUGAAUUCACUGCUACAACAACUCUGAACUUUUGCUUGUUUUAAAUGUUUGUUGUUUCACUGAAAUUAAAGGUCCAAUCAAUUCAUAGGGCCAUUUAAUAUGGUUUCUGUACAAUGGAGAAAUGGUAUAUUUUACCAUAACACAAUAUAUAUACAUUUAGACUGAAAUACCAGAUUGUACUUUAAACUAUGUUGUUGUGUAUUUUGAUGUGUGAUUUGUGAACAAAAGAGCAUCAAUUCUCCAACAUCACUCACCAAAUUAUUUGUUACAUCAUGAGAACUGUUUAACAGACUCAAAUUCUGCAUAAUGCUCUUGAUUUUCCCAUCAGACUGAGUUUGCCUGUGAAUGGAAAAAAUAUUCAAGCUUAAUAAAGAAAAUAAGAGACUUUGUUAUCUUGUGAUGGAAUGCACUUAAUUGGCCAUCUGUCGGCCUUACCUUGCACCUACAGUGAUAUGGAUCUGACCAGAGUAUAAUGUUGUUUUUCAAAGUAAAAAAUAAUUUCACAUGACAUAUGAAGCUCAAAGUGCAGCAGUAUGAGUGUGUGCAAAGGUCCAACCCUGAGUAAUAACUAAACAUACCACGCUGACAGUACCAAGCAGUGCAAUUACAUGUUGAGGCAACAUGAAAGCCUAUAGAAAUUCCCCAUAGCUCUGAAAGAAGAUGCGACCAGUGUGGACUCCAUAGUAACUCAAACACAAAUCUGUACUGCAGUGUUUGCACAUGAACAGUCACACACAAGCAUGCACAAAGCAGCCAUUUAAGUCAAGGCCAUCUGGAUUUACUUCACUUCCAUAUGUAAAGCCAUGUUGCCAGUGACAUCAUCCUGGGGUCUCCAGAAAGGCAGCAUUGUUUAGAAAAAGAUACAAGCACAAUUCACCAGACAACUUUCAGGCCAAGGAAAGGUGAUACUCUGCUGUAAGCCUUCUGUAUACACACCCUAAAUUCUAUCCUCUUCAGGGAUAACCAGCAAAGUCAUGUCUUGACUGGGUUUAGAUAUAUUUGAAGUUCACCACCUGGAGAUGAGCAGGUUGCAGAGUCACUAAUCAGCCUCAGGCUCUUAAGUAGGACCACUC